GCUAGAUCAAUACCAACCGCCAAUCACACGCACAACAUUUUUUUUUUUGAACACAUCACACGCACAACAUUAUGUAACAAAAAAAUUCAAAAUAACAAAUUUUUUAAAUGAAAAAAAAAAGAGACUUUAAUUUCAAAAUUUGAAUUUCAUAACGGCAGAAACCCCCAAUACCUUCUUCUUCAUCCCAAUUUCUCACAUCACACUCGCAGACCUCACCAAAAAGAAUGGCGUCUCUCACACCAGGGAUCCUCCUGAAGCUCCUCCAGUGCAUGAACUCCAACACACGCCCCACGGGAGACCACAGAUCCGCAAUCCUUCAAGUAACCGGAAUAGUACCAGCCCUCGCCGGCUCCGAUCUAUGGCCAAACCAAGGCUUCUACGUCCAGAUCUCCGACUCUCUAAACUCCACCUACGUCUCUCUCUCCCCAGAUCUCAUCCUCACCAACCGUCUUCAGCUCGGCCAGUUCAUCUACCUCCAACGCCUCGAAUUCUCCACCCCCGUCCCACGCGCCGCCGGAAUCCGCCCCGUCGCUGGCCGUCACGCCUUCGUCGGAACUCCCGAGCCGUUGAUCGCACGCGGAUCUAAACGAGAUUUCGUUGUCCAGCCGGUUCCCGCUUCUGAGUACUCGCUUGACCCCAUCGCCGUUUACUUAAACAAUAAACGCUUCGAUAAUGAUGAUGAUGAUGAUGAUGUGGCGGUGGCUCCGAAUUUGAGGCCAGCGCUUGCUCCGGUGAGCCAAAACGAGGAGAACCGUCAGAAACCUAAGCAGACUCCACAAAGAUUCUCGUCACCAGCAUCGGCUAAGCAACGUUCAGGGAAGAAAAACACAGUGACGGCGGUGGAGAGGGAUCCAUCCCCGGCGUUGGCUUCGGGGAAAGCGAGGAGAUCCGCGUCUCCGGUUCCAUCAAAAUGCGUAGUGCCGAGUCUCGCGGCGGCGCGUGAGGAGAACAGGAAGGUUGGUAGAGAGGCAGCCAUUGUUGUGCCGUCAAGAUACAGACAGCCAUCUCCUAGUGGAAGAAGAAUGUCGAUUUCUCCAGGAAGAAGGCUUUCAAGUGGUCUGAAAAUGUCUGGAGAUUCUUUCGGGAAGAAGAAGAUGGCGGAGGCUCUUGUGGGAUCUUCAGCUAAACAUGGUACCCGGAAGAAUUGGGAUGAACCAGCUGAGCAAAAGGAGAAGGCUAGUGCUAAGAAUAAGCCUGAGCUUCAAGCAAUUUUGCGUACUCAGGCUGCUAUGUCGAGACGUCUUAGUGAUGCAAAUAGGAGGAAGAGUGAAGAGAAAGUGAAGUCGUGUUCAUCAGAGAGUAGUUUAGUAGACAUCACUUAUCAUGAUCGGAAAUGGACAGAUGGGAGUGUUCCAUUAGAUAGCAUCUCAGGGGAUCUUGCAAAACUUGCAAAGGAGGCCAUGCAAAGAAGAAACUUUGCUGCUAAAGCUGCAGCUCGAGCCUUGGAGGAAGCUAAUGCCAAUGAGUGCAUCAUAAGAUGUUUAAGUAAAUUCUCUGAGCUUUCUUCGGCCUCUAAAGUUGGGAAUCCGCUGCUGAUCAUCAGGCAGUUCUUGGAAAUAUAUGAAGAUGUUAUGAAAUACAGUGAGAUCGUUAACUCCAUAGCUUCAGAAGGCAGUUUUCAUUCUUCACCUGAUCAACAAAACCCAUGUUCUCUUUGGGUUGAAGCUGCAUUAGCUACUAACCUCGACGUUGUCUCACUGGUGAAAAGCCACGAAUCACCUUUGAAGAAAACAACUCCUACUCGCCUCUCUCCAGGAUGCUCGACAAAGACAGACAAUAUUGUUGGGAUGUGGACAGAAGUAGAAGGCAUGAAGGAGACGGCUGAAUUUGCAGUGAACGUACAAUCCGAAAUGCAAAUGUGGUUCAUUGGGUUCGUGGAAGAGUCCUUAGACAAGAAAAACGCAGCAGAGCAGCCUUUAGACGGUAGUUCCAUAGCUGCUGUUCUGUCUCGUCUGAAACAAGUUAACGAGUGGUUGGACAGGAUCACAACAAUGUCUUUAACCGACAAGAUAGAGCGGCUGAAACGCAAAAUCUAUGGAUUCGUAAUCAACCACGUCGGAUCUACUUAUGACAACUCGGCGUCCUCUUCUUGA
Eruca vesicaria subsp. sativa (arugula) is the source of this 2093-nucleotide messenger RNA. Lineage: Eukaryota; Viridiplantae; Streptophyta; Magnoliopsida; Brassicales; Brassicaceae. The record is from the annotation of a GenBank genome assembly.